AUGUCCCUCUUGAAACCCUGUGACAAUGGUCGAUCCCGGUUGGAGCAGCUGUCGGACUCGCCGGACGGGGAGAGCAGCGUCAAGGACGAGGAGGACGAGGACAGCGAGGCCGGAGGGGGAGCCAGAGACUGCUGCUCCAGAUGCCCCCUGCGGGCCAUGAGGCGGCUGACCUGGGGCGUGGUGCUGGGGGGCUGCGUGGCCCUGUCCUGGGCCGGAGCCACCCACAGCGCCAAGCAGACCCUGGCCGCGCUGCACGCCCCGUACUUCAUCACCUGGUUCUGCAGCGUCUGGAACCUGCUGCUCUUCCCCAUCUACUACCUGGGACACCUGCUGGGGGCCGAGCAGAGGCAGUGGCCCAGCGCCUGCUUCAGGCAGUGCAGCAGUUUCCUGUGGGAUGGGGGCGUGUCGGUGCGGGUGCUGCUGAAGGGUGCGGCCCCCUUCUCGGUGCUGUGGAGCCUGUCUGGCUACCUGUACCUGCUGGCCCUCCACCGCAUCUCCACCAGCGACACCAGCGCCGUGCUCUGCUGCAGCCAGGCCUUCAUCUUCCUGCUCUCCUGGAUCGGCCUCAAGGACCGCUUCAUGGGAGUACGGAUUGUGGCAGCUAUUCUGUCCAUUACGGGGAUUGUCAUGAUGGCGUACGCUGACGGUUUCCAUAGUGACUCCAUCACUGGUGUGGCUCUUGGAGUGGGCUCUGCCUCCACGUCUGCCUUGUACAAGGUGUUGUUCAGGAAGCGUGUGGGGGAUUUUCGUCCGGGUCCGGCGAGCGUGCUGCUGUCGUGCGUGGGGCUGUUCAGCUGCGUGCUGCACUCCUGGGUGUGUGUGCUGCUCUACCUCACCCACGUGGAGUACUGGCCCCAGUCUCAGGCCAUGCCCUGGAGGACACUCUGCAUCAUGGCCUCACUGCUGAUGGCUUUCAACGUGUUGGUAAACCUUGGGGUGGCGCUGACGUACUCUUGCCUCAUCUCCCUUGGAGUCCUACUCAGCAUCCCAGCAAGCACAGCGCUGGACAUUUUGGUGACCUCCUCGGUGACCCAGUUAAGCAAAGUGAGGAUAGCUGCGGCAGGUAUCAUCGCGGCCGGCUACGUAAUGCUCUUGCUCCCGGAGAACUGGGACGAGAACACCCUGCGCUGGUGUGGCAAGCUCUGGCACGUGGGGUGGAGGGAGGAGAGCGUCAUCGUGGACGAGCUCACCGUGGACAGCGCCGGGGCAUCCCGGAUGAAACCCAAAACGGCGGGAAUUGUCGCACUGUCCUGAAUGUGGUUUUUGUGGGUUUGACAAAUAAGAUGGAAAGGUCGCACCAUGGUUUUUUAACUUUUCUUUUUUUUUGUGACGCACUAAGGAAAGCAGAGCACCGAAACGCGUCUGUGUAGUAAAAAUGAAAAAGAUGAUGCAUGGUGUGAUCUGAUUUUUCAGUUAAACAUUAUUUUGGUCAGUAGACCCUACCCUAAAUUAAGAGAGAAAUCUGUUUGGCUGAAGCCUGCUCCAACCUUCAUGAACAUUUGUGUUGGCUUGACAUGACACUUAAACUUAAACUUAAGAGUGAAUUAAUUUAUUUCAUCAUCGCAUCCCAUUUAGUCAAUCAGUUUACAUAUUAUAUUAUGGACUAAGGACAGUCUCAAAGGUCCCCAAAAGAAACUACAUGGAACUAGAGGGUCCAUGGCACAUAAUCAUUGAUACAACAAAUAUAAACUUCGUAGUCAACCCAUUUCCUUGUGGCACCUGAAAGCGUGAAUGAUAUGUUCUGUGUUCAUGAUCAGUAAAUGUGUAUGCACAUUAAAUGUUAUAUGCUGUAGAGAUUUGAGGUAUGACUUGCUUCAGCACCAUAGUUACUGUUGAACAACUUCAGGCAAUACUCCAGAAGCUUUUGAUUGUAGAAGUAUUUAUUGUGUGUGUUUUUCUGGG
This is a messenger RNA of Engraulis encrasicolus (European anchovy), 1902 nucleotides long. Its product is annotated as solute carrier family 35 member F4. The transcript is spliced from 7 exons. The record is from RefSeq and is a predicted model, not a curated record. Bases 1 to 1254 code for a protein of 417 amino acids. Lineage: Eukaryota; Metazoa; Chordata; Actinopteri; Clupeiformes; Engraulidae.